AUGCGUACAAAAUCCGAAAACAAUCAGUCCAGUAGUUUCAGAGAUUAUCUUUUGGAUAAAUAUCGACGCAGACGCGGAAUUAUCAGACAACGGCGGCAGACAGAUAGACGGAAACAAGACACCAAUGUUUACCUGAAACGUCGAGGAAACAUUAAAUUUUAUUCCGUUUCGACCACCCAGAGCCCUCACUCACCACAAGAUGACAACAAUUUUUUGAAAAAACAGCUCGAACUUUGCUUAAAAAUUAAAGAAACUGAAAGUCGCUUGUCGACUGUGGAACAGCUGCUUCACACACAGAAAAUUGCUGCCGACGAAAAAAACAGAAGUGAAACUCUGAUUACAAACCUCGCAAAAACUGAACAAUUACUGGAAAACCAUCAGAAACGUAUUCAAGAACUGACCGAAGAAGUACGUUCCAAAGAUCUAAAAAUAACUGCUUUAGAAAAAUCCUUAGACGAUCGGAGGUUGGUCAAAAAUUGUAAGGAAAUCCAAGAACAAGGAAACCACGCAUCCGGGGUUUAUCGUGUUCGGCCAAAAUUGGAAGCUUUUGAUGUAUUCUGUGAUAUGGAGACAAGAGGGGGCGGAUGGACUGUGUUCCAGAGGAGAGUAGAUGGUUCUCAGGAUUUUAACUUGACUUGGACUGAGUAUAAGGAAGGAUUUGGUAACCUGAGAAGAGAAUUUUGGUUAGGGUUAGAACAUUUGCAUCAACUAACGGCUUCUGGAAGUAAUCAACUUUUGGUAGAGCUGGUCGAUCGAAACUUUAGCAAAGCUUACGCUCUUUAUGACCGUUUUAACAUUGCUGGGGAAGGAAAAAGCUAUAAGUUGGGAGCAGUGACUAACUAUCGGGGUACGGCUGGAGAUUCCUUGUCGUAUCACAAUGAUCAAUCAUUUUCUACAAGAGAGAAAGACACGUGUGCGGCUCAUCAUGGGGGUGGUUGGUGGUUCCAUAGUUGCCUUUAUAGUAAUUUGAACGGGGUAUACUUUAAAGGUGGGGUAAAUUCUGGAAGAGCCCAAGGCAUAAAUUGGUAUACUUUCAGUACGGAUGGAUUUAGUCUUUUGGAGUCGAAAAUGAUGAUUAGGCCACCACAAUAG
Zophobas morio is the source of this 1092-nucleotide messenger RNA. RefSeq names its product ficolin-1-A-like. NCBI's taxonomy places the organism in Eukaryota, Metazoa, Arthropoda, Insecta, Coleoptera, Tenebrionidae. The record is from RefSeq and is a predicted model, not a curated record. The transcript has 4 exons. The coding region runs from base 1 to 1092 and encodes 363 amino acids.